AUGCAGGUCAAGGAGCUUCGAGCCAUGAAAAAAGUUCCAACGCAGUUCCUCCCUCUAUUUGAGGUGGGUGAAUCGUUCGAAGAUGCCCCUGAGAAGAACGUCGCCGUCCUCCAAGACGAACCGGUGGCGCGCGAGGCUAUUUUCAUCACUGAAACGCCAGAGGAGAGCGCGGAGUAUGAUUUCGACUACGAUCGAUUCCAUCCAAACGCGCGAGCAGCUUUGUGUGCACUAAAGUUUGCGCUUAAACAUCCACCAUGCGCACCGCAUUCUGACAAGCUCAUCUCCGAGCUACAUUACCUGAAACUCACGGUUUCUGCGGGUAAUCGAAGAGUCGCGCCGAACGAGUUAGCCGCGCAGCCGCGCGCCAUCAGACGCAACGAUGAAUUAUCCGCCGAGGAGAGUCGUAAAGUACUCGAGCUCGAGCGCACGCUUGAAGUACUGAGGCUCCGAGUGGCCCAACUAGCGUCCAUGGAAGAUGAUCAAAGAAUUAGCGAUUGA
Messenger RNA from Ostreococcus lucimarinus CCE9901, 498 nucleotides. RefSeq lists its product with no specific name. The transcript has a single exon. The coding region runs from base 1 to 498 and encodes 165 amino acids. The record is from RefSeq and is a predicted model, not a curated record. Lineage: Eukaryota; Viridiplantae; Chlorophyta; Mamiellophyceae; Mamiellales; Bathycoccaceae.